AUGGGGGUUGACUAUUACGACUUAUUAGAAGUCCAAAAAUCCGCAAGUGAUGACGACUUGAAGAAGGCGUAUCGGAAGCUUGCCAUGAAAUGGCAUCCGGACAAGAAUCCGGACAACAAGAAAGCAGCCGAAGCUAAAUUCAAGCAAAUCUCGGAGGCGUACGAGGUAUUAAGUGAUCCCGAGAAGCGACAAAUCUACGAUCAGUACGGCGAGGAGGGUUUGAAAGGGCAGGCUGCACCCGGAGGGGGGUCGUACAGCAGUCAUGGAGGUCACUCGCAUGGCAACUUCCGUUUCAACCCACGAAGCGCUGAGGACAUAUUCGCGGAGGUCUUCGGCGGACACAGUCCGUUUGGAGGGGCUUACGGACCCGGAUUUGGCGGGAUGGGUGGCAUGGGUGGUAUGCCAAGUGGUCGAUUCAGUCGCAUGGGGAGCGCCAACGGAUCUUCCAGGAAGAUGAAGAUCUCACGCAACAUCAUAGAUGCAAACGGGUAG
Closterium sp. Naga37s-1 is the source of this 492-nucleotide messenger RNA. Lineage: Eukaryota; Viridiplantae; Streptophyta; Zygnematophyceae; Desmidiales; Closteriaceae. The record is from the annotation of a GenBank genome assembly.